AUGGAGGCCAAACUACAAGAAACCUUCCACAAGGAACCAAGCCGCGCAGUGCAGCAGGUGCAGUGGAGUGGUUGGCACAAAACCUUCGGGUCAUCCCGAAUCCAUUCAUCCGACAAUCUCCAGGGGCAACCAUGCGCGCCGUGCGCCUGGCGCGCGAGGCAGGCGGCGUCGUCAAUCAUUGAGCCGUCGUGCCAGAAUUAUCCCAGGACCACGUCCGCGACGGCUCCAGAUAUUCGCGGUGCUGCGACAGUCGUUCGGGCCCGUGGUGCCGCCAGGGCCGCAGCCGACCGAGAGGAGGGCACAGAUGACACGACCCAAGCCAUCCGAACUUAA
This is a messenger RNA of Prorocentrum cordatum, 333 nucleotides long. Lineage: Eukaryota; Dinophyceae; Prorocentrales; Prorocentraceae. The record is from the annotation of a GenBank genome assembly.